Messenger RNA from Coregonus clupeaformis (lake whitefish), 507 nucleotides. RefSeq lists its product as uncharacterized. The record is from RefSeq and is a predicted model, not a curated record. Bases 1 to 507 code for a protein of 168 amino acids. The transcript is spliced from 2 exons. Lineage: Eukaryota; Metazoa; Chordata; Actinopteri; Salmoniformes; Salmonidae.
AUGGGAAAGACUGGAACACCAGGUGGAAAGAUCAACAGACCCAAAACAGAGCUGGGGAAGAAGCUCUUCAAGCGGCGGAGGAAUCUGACCCGUGAGAAGAGGAAGAGACACAUCAAGGUGGAAGCUGUGGUGGACAAAGGACUCACCACCAUCCACCAUCUCAGGAAGAGAAACUCCAGCCCCAGAGCCAACAUCACUCUAUCUGGGAAGAAGAAACGCAAGCUGCUCAAACAGCUGCAACACAUGGAAGCAGAGAAGGCCGCUAUGGAAGUUGAGGCAGCACCAAACAAGACGAAGGCGGCAGCAGCAAUCCCAGUACCAGCAGCAGUCCCAGUACCAGCAGCAGUCCCAGUACCAGCAGCAGCCCCAGUACCAGCAGCAGUCCCAGUACCAGCAGCAGCCCCAGUAGCAGCAGCAGUCCCAGUACCAGCAGCAGUCCCAGUACCAGCAGCAGCCCCAGUACCAGCAGCAGCCCCAGUACCAGCAGCAGUCCCAGGGGUGACCUGA